UACAUAUCCCGCUUUUUUGGAGAGUUGUAGAAAAAGAUGUUCACAAGUAAACUGUAUUGAAUGGGCAUGAAUCGCUAAAAAGAACAUAAAUAAUACCGUAAUCAAUUAAAAAACGAGAUCUAUUUAAUAAAAACGAGAGCACAAACAGGCACGCACGCGCGUUCUUAAGUGCCUUGGCAACGGAGCGAUGACCCGCCCGAGGUUACUUAAGGUCAGCAGACUUUCUGAUCGUUCCAUUUGCACUUUGACUUGAACACGAACUUUAAACCUCUUGUGAAAUCAAACUGUUGAAAGCGAACUCUUUGAGUUUUUAACUGCUGGACGAAAUCUAUCGAUACGAAUCUUGUUGGAGAAGUGAACUACUAGAUAACAACUCUUGUGGAGCACAGAAGAGGCUGAAAAAGGCCCUCAGGCGGCUGAGCAUCGCGGACGAGCACCUGCUGGAGGACGUCGGCUGUGAUUGGGACCUCCGGUGCGCAACUGGUGUUGGCUGAGUCAUGGAGCGUCCCGCUGAAGACUGCAGGAUCCUCGGGGACAACCCCGGUGUUCUCCCCAUCUGCAACCCCUCUGAUGAGGUAGAGGUAGGUGAGCUUUAUGUUGUGGGUGAAGGUGAGUUUCUUCCCCAGGCCUUCUUUGACGAGGAAGAGGAAGAGGAAAAAGAAGAGGAGGAAGAGGAGGAAGACAUGGAGGAGGAAGACGACAAGUCCGACUGGGAGAGCUACGGAUCUAGCUACCACGAAGAAGAGGAGGAGGAAGAAGAUGAAGAGGACCCUCUCACCCAGAGGUGGCCACCUCAGAGCUUCAUGACGGAGUUGCGACGAGUGCUGUCUCUCCCCCUGGCCUCUGAUGUGGAACGCCCGGAUUCUGUGGGUGAAGAUAAGUUGCUUCCCUGGGCGUUUUCUGACGAGGAGGAGGAAGAAGAGGAGGGCGAGGUGUCCGACUGGAAGAGCGACGGAUCCAGCUACAACUCCAGGUUGUAUGAAGAGGAGCUGGAAGGGAUGGACGAGGAGGAAGAGGAGGAAGAAGAUGAAGAGGACCCUCUCACCCAGAGGUGGCCACCUCAGAGCUUCAUGACGGAGUUGCGACGAGUGCUGUCUCUCCCCCUGGCCUCUGAUGUGGAACGCCCGGAUUCUGUGGGUGAAGAUAAGCUGCUUCCCUGGGCGUUUUCUGACGAGGAGGAAGAAGAGGAGGAAGAUGAAGAUGACCCUUUCACACAGCCACCUCAGAGCUUCACGACGGAGUUGCAACAAGUGCUGUUUCUCCCCCUGGCCUCCGAUGAUCCCGUGGGUGAAGGUGUGUUGGUUCUCCUGCCCUCUCCUAACGAGGAGGAAGAGGAGGAAGAGGAGGAAGAGGAGGAGGACUAUGAAGAGAUGGCGUACCAUUUGGACUUCGGGAGGGAUUUGGCGUACUAUGCUCUGGAGGCGGACAGGAUGUUACGGGACAUGGAGGAGGAGGAGGAGGACGAGUUCGAAUGGGAGAGCGACGAUUCUGGAUACGACUCCUUGAUGUUUGACGACGAGGUGGAAGGAAUAGACUGGGAGGAAGAAGAGGAAAAUGAAGAUGGCCCUUUCUUGCUGCCCCAACCUUCUUCUCACGUGGAGUGUCCUGAAGAUGCGUCAACCCCCGUCCCUCAGAUGUCAGGAGUGUCCACCAAGAGGAGCAGGCAAGAGGACGACACAGGGCAGGUAAGUGUGAAGAGGCAGAGGAUCGGUGAGGAGGACCACGUGGACACAGCCCCUUGUACUUCAGGUCAAGGCCCCUCCUCCACCAAGAGGACCAGGGAAGAGGACUACAGGGACUCAGCACCCUCCACUUCAGGCCUCGGCGCCUUUUCCACCAAGAGGACCAGGGAAGAGGACUACAGGGACUCAGCACCCUCCACUUCAGGCCUCGGCCCCUCCUCCACCAAGAGGACCAGGGAAGAGGACUACAGGAACUCAGCACCCUCCACUUCAGGCCUCGGCCUCUCUUCCACCAAGAGGACCAGGGAAGAGGACUACAGGGACUCAGCACCCUCCACUUCAGGCCUCGGCCCCUCCUCCACCAAGAGGACCAGAGAAGAGGACUACAGGAACUCAGCACCCUCCACUUCAGGCCUCGGCCCCUCCUCCACCAAGAGGACCAGGGAAGAGGACUACAGGGACUCAGCACCCUCCACUUCAGGCCUCACCCUCCCCACACACAGAAGAUACUGGCAGUGGGCUCCAGACAGCGACUCGGAUUGAGAGUGACAAGAGGCCGGUAAGUAUGAAGAAGGCAGAGAAACGAUGAGGAGGAACACACCCCUCCUCCACUUAGAGGACCGGAGAAGAGGACUACAGGGAGGCAGCACCCUCCACCAGGCCUGGUUUUCUCCUCAAAAAAGAGCCGAGCAAAGGACUAAGUGGUUUCCUCCCUCAACUUCAGGCCUCA
This is a messenger RNA of Gasterosteus aculeatus aculeatus (three-spined stickleback), 2412 nucleotides long. RefSeq lists its product as uncharacterized. Lineage: Eukaryota; Metazoa; Chordata; Actinopteri; Perciformes; Gasterosteidae. The record is from RefSeq and is a predicted model, not a curated record.